This is a messenger RNA of Camponotus floridanus (Florida carpenter ant), 3891 nucleotides long. It is a transcript of the gene Dna2, whose product is annotated as DNA replication ATP-dependent helicase/nuclease DNA2. Gene Ontology annotation, cellular component: cytoplasm. The record is from RefSeq and is a predicted model, not a curated record. The coding region runs from base 134 to 3820 and encodes 1228 amino acids. NCBI's taxonomy places the organism in Eukaryota, Metazoa, Arthropoda, Insecta, Hymenoptera, Formicidae. Gene Ontology annotation, molecular function: single-stranded DNA helicase activity; 5'-flap endonuclease activity. The transcript is spliced from 2 exons. Gene Ontology annotation, biological process: replication fork reversal.
UGUUUACGCGGGAAUAGAUACUUACCUUGUAAUUUUUACCUCUUUAAUAUAAGAUUACGCUGAACUAAGAUUAAUCAUACACGAUCUGUAAUGCAAUAUAAGAUUAUUUUAAAUAUAUAUAUUGCAUGUAAACAUGAAGAAACGUCAAUUGUCACAGAAGAAGGUAUCUACUCAUAUUAAUGUUGAAAAAUCUCAGACAAGAAUAUCAUCUUUUUUUCCAAAAAUUUUCAAGUCUGAAGCAAGCAAUGAUGAGAUUGUAUCAAAUUCAAAUUCAUCUCAAGUCUCGAUUGUGAAGAAAAGAAAAGAAAAAGAUGAUAUGUGUGAAGAAGAAUCAUGUAUAACCAUUAAGAGAAUAUGUAACGCAAAUAAUAACGUAUUGAAGGAACAUUGUGUUGCAACGACAGAAAACAUUACAUUGCAUGAAGAUUCGAUAUUAUUAUCUGUAACAGGGGAUUUUACAGACGAUAGUUUUUUAGAAAAUGAAGCUUGCGAUAAAGCACCAUUUGAAAAAGUUAAUAAAAAAGUGAAUAACCAAGUGAAAACUAAGCUAGAUACAUCACAGAAUGCUAGAAAUACAAUUGUUUCCAAAGUCAUAGAUAAAGAUCGUGUUCUUAAGGAAACACAAGAUCUAAAUACUACUGCCUUAAAGUCUUCUUUUGCCGAAUUGCCUUCUUGUAAAGAAGACGCACUACAUAAUUUGAAAAAAACAGAAUCUUCCCAGGACUUCUCCACAAUAGAUGAAGAUGAAUUUGAUAGUUUCUUCGAUCAGGAAUGUCACGUACAGAUCAAUUUCACUACUCUGCAAAGGUGUAAAAUAAUUGAUAUCAAACAUGAACUAAAAAUUACUGUCCUAACAGUACAGCACAUAGAAUCUGAAAAUACUGAUGUUGUUGCAUGUUCAGGAUUUUGGAAAGAUGUACAAGUGAAAAUUGAUGACAUCGUCAUGAUACAGGCCAAGAAAGGUCCACAGCAGUGGAUUAUUGAUAAUAACAAUGGUUUCCUCGUUACCAAUCCUGAUAUGCUGAUAUCAGGCACGACAAUAACGAGUGGCUUAUUUUGCAAUAGACGAGCAGUGUUGACCGACAAGUUUAGAAAGAUAGAAUCACUGCCAAGUUUGAAUGCUGAUUAUUCUGUGAUGACUGUGGGAUCGUUGGUUCAUCAAUGGCUGCAAAAGGCACUAAGAGAAAACAUCUGCGCGUUGUCUGACGUGAUCAAAUUGCUUGAUGAUAUGUUACAAUCAAAAAGCACGAUAGACUAUCUCUACUCAUCGGAAUUGUCGCUCGCAGAUUGUCGGAAACGCAUGAUGGAGUAUGCGCCAAGAAUUUUCGAGUUCAUUCAGCAUUACAUCAAGGACAACGAGCAGCAACGCAUAAGAGACUUGAAGAACAAUUUUCAGGGGAAAAUCUGUAACAUACAAGACAUCGAGGAGAGUGUUUACAUACCAAAAUUAGGUAUAAAAGGAAGAAUAGAUGUGACGGCAGAAGUGAAUAUCAAUUCGAGAAGAAAAAUCAUGCCUUUGGAGGUGAAAACCGGAAGAGCUUCUUACUCGCUCGAGCAUAAGGGCCAAGUUAUUCUCUAUCUCAUGAUGAUGGGGUCUAGAGAUCAGGAUAUCGAUACUGGUCUUCUGUUGUAUCUGAAAGAAAACGCCAUGCAGGAAAUUAAAAGCAGUCAUCAUGAGAAAAGGGACUUAAUAUUGCUGCGGAAUACUUUGGUUCAUUAUUUCUCCAAAAAACCUGAAGACCAUAACGUGGAUUCGCAGUCAGAUUUAAAGACGAUGGAAUUGCCAGAGCCAAUAAAUCAUCCUGCGUGCACCAGGUGUCCCUAUCAGACUCUAUGUUGCGCGUAUCUAACAAAGGAUCCAAAUGUAAAUUUGUCACAGUCGCAUCAACUAACGUUGCCGAUGACGCAACUGCUCAACGAUUUUGAAUCUAGUCAUUUAGACUACGUUAUGACAUGGAUCGCGUUGCUCCAACUGGAAGAAGCUUAUGAGAACGUUAACAGUUUAAGCAACGUAUGGACCAUGAGUGCGGAAAAGAGAGAGGCCAGAGGAACAUGUAUCUGCAACUUGAAGAUCGUGGGUGAAGUAGUGAUGGAGCAAGACGAUAGGUAUCGGCAUAAGUUUGCCCGUGUUAAUAUCAAGGGUGAGACCAUCGACGACGGCACGUUCAGCAGCUCGUUCACCGAGGACAAUUAUGUCAUCAUCAGCACUGAUGCAAAAAUUAACAUAGCUGCCGGACACAUAAUGCAUGUUUCGCAUGACACUGUCACAGUCCUGUUGGACAAAGAUGUUACGCGGCAGAACGCGGACUCUACGUUCCACAUUGAUAAAUACUCAUCUUCCACAGGUCUGUCCACGUUCAAUUAUGCAAAUGUGGCCGGUCUAUUAAGCAACGAUGACGAGUCCAUCGUCAAACUUCGGUGCAUCGUCAUCGAUAGGAUCCCGGCCACGUUUGCAGAGAAGUUGCCUCGUUCAAUCGUGUCGGCCAGCGCCAAAAUAAUAAGCGACCUCAAUGAGAAUCAACAGAGGGCCGUGUUGAAGGCGUUGGCCGCCAACGAGUACAUUUUGAUAAAAGGCAUGCCAGGUACGGGAAAGACGCAAACGCUGGUAGCAUUGAUAGAGCUGCUCCAAACAUUGGGCUCCAGUGUCCUGAUCACCGCGCACACCCACAGCGCGGUGGACAAUCUUCUGUUAAAAUUGCUGGAACGCAACAUUGACUUCCUGCGCUUGGGCUCGACCAAGCAGAUACAUCCACUGCUGACGUGCAAGAGCGAGGAAUACGCAUUGGCGAGUUGCGACUCGCCCGAGAGUCUGGAGACACUUUACAACAGCAAGCAGAUCGUUGGCGUCACCUGUUUGGGCGCGUAUCACGCUCUUCUCAGGAGACGCACUUUCGACGUAUGCGUGGUGGACGAGAGCGCCCAGAUCAUGCAGCCCACGGUGCUGCGUCCACUGUACAGCACGCGCAAGUUUAUCCUCGUCGGGGAUCCUGAUCAGCUGCCGCCUAUUGUCAAGAACAAGACAGCUGCGAGACUUGGCGCGGACGAGUCCCUGUUCACCAGGCUAGACAGCGACAAUAAUACUGUCAAUCUGUUGAAGCAGUACAGAAUGAACGGGAGAAUUAUGAGACUGGCCAAUGACGUGACAUACCAUGGCAAGUUGGAACCGGCCAACAAGCAGGUGGAAAAUGCGACUUUAACCGGCACCAAUAUGGAGGAAAUGCUUUCGUCUUGCGAGGGAUGGAUAAGAAGCGCACUCUCCAGGAAUGUAGAUGACUCGGUGGUGGUGCUCGACACCGGUAACACUUACAACUUGAGUGUAGAGUCUGUAAACAGAAACGACCAGGUGUAUUCAAAUGUUUGGGAAGCGGCUGUUAUCCUGCGACUCGUCCAAGCGCUCGCAAAGGCAGGUGUGUGCGGUAGAAAUAUAGGGGUCAUCGCUCCUUAUAACGCUCAAAUAAAUUUGUUGAAAAAGAUCUUGGACAAGGAGGUGGAAGUGAACACUGUGGAUCAGUACCAGGGACGCGAUAAGGAUGUUAUAUUGUAUUCGUGUACAAAGAGUACCGAAUGCAAUACGAAGAAGGAAUUCGAGAUAUUGGACGAUCAGCGACGUUUGACUGUGGCUAUCACUCGCGCGAGACAUAAGCUGGUUAUAAUCUCUGAUAAGAUGACCUUGACGAGAUAUACGCCGUUUAAAAAUUUGUUUGACGUCAUUGAUGAGAAGAAUGUGAUAAGUUUGCACAACGGUGAGGCAGACUUUAAUUGGGAGAGUCUCGUUUCUAAAAUUGACAAUAGUAAUAAUGAUAAAGAAAUCAAAGAAUAAUAAAAUGCGACAUCAUUUAACGAUAAAAAAUAGCCUAAUAAAUGAUAAUUUUUCAAAGGAUCAUUGGAACU